Molecule: messenger RNA, 894 nt
Organism: Plasmodium inui San Antonio 1
Lineage: Eukaryota; Apicomplexa; Aconoidasida; Haemosporida; Plasmodiidae
Product: ribosomal RNA assembly protein
Exons: 1
Coding region: 1-894 (297 amino acids)
Cellular component (GO): small-subunit processome; nucleolus
Molecular function (GO): RNA binding
Source: RefSeq, a predicted model, not a curated record
AUGGCGACGGAGGAGGCGCCCCCGAACAAGCGCGAGGGCGGGAAGAGAAAGUACAGAAAGGAGAAACCAUGGGACAAUGAAAACAUAGACCAUUGGAAAGUCGAAAAAUUCACCAGGGAAGACAACAAGCAUCACUUCCUAGAGGAGUCCAGCUUCAAAGUGCUCUUCCCCAAAUACAGAGAAAAGUAUCUGCAACAGUUCAGCACAGACAUCAAAAAUGUAUUAAACAAUCAUUUCGUAAAGUUUGAAAUAAACUUAAUCGAAGGAUACAUGUGUGUAAGAACAACCAAAAAGACAUUUGAUCCGUAUAUCAUAAUAAAGGCGAGGGAUAUGAUUUCUCUGCUUUCGAGAAGUGUGCCCUUCAGUCAUGCCAAGCGAGUGCUAGACGACGAAACCUUUUGCGACAUCAUAAAAAUUAGCACCUAUGUAAGGAACAGAAAUAAGUUUAUCAAACGAAGACAGAGGUUGCUAGGCAGCAAUGGGACGACGUUAAAGGCUCUGGAAAUAUUGACCAACUGUUACAUAUGUGUCCACGGAAAAACGGUGAGCGUCAUUGGCUACUUCAAGGCACUUAAGGUGGUUAGGAGGAUUAUUGUCGACUGUAUGAAGAACAUCCACCCAGUUUAUCACAUAAAAGAGUUAAUUGCCAAAAGGGAACUGCAAAAAAAUGAAGAGUUUAAAAACGAAAACUGGGAGAAAUUUCUCCCCAAUUUUAGGAAGCGAAAUGCACAGAGGAGAAAAAUUAAACAAAAGUUGGACAAGAAGAAGGGGGCCAAGAAGGAGGAGAAGUCCGUCUUCCCGCCGGAUCAGCUGCCUCGAAAAAUUGACAUCCAGAUGGAGACGGGUGAGUACUUCAUGCGCCGCACCGCGGGGGGGAGCGGCAGGAAUGGGUGA